This is a messenger RNA of Psammomys obesus (fat sand rat), 1712 nucleotides long. RefSeq names its product TNF superfamily member 12 (gene Tnfsf12). The record is from RefSeq and is a predicted model, not a curated record. Lineage: Eukaryota; Metazoa; Chordata; Mammalia; Rodentia; Muridae. Gene Ontology annotation, biological process: immune response. The transcript is spliced from 6 exons. Gene Ontology annotation, molecular function: tumor necrosis factor receptor binding; receptor ligand activity. Bases 336 to 1229 code for a protein of 297 amino acids. Gene Ontology annotation, cellular component: membrane.
GACCGGAGCCCCGUCCCCAUCCCUGGCACACUGGCCUGGGUGAACGCCCGUCCACUUCUGCUUUCCCUGGCUCUCAGAGGCCCAGGUCUGGGGUGGCAGUGCGGGUGCCCGCCUGCUCACGCGCCGGACGCCUCUCACUUCUUGCUCUGCACUCCGGGGAGGCUGGAGUUUAAUCGCACAAACAGUGUCCGGCUUCCUGUCCUCGUCCGCCCCCCUCCGGCCCGCUUCCCUGGCCCCUCCCUCUCCCCUGGCCCGAUCCGCCCACCGGCUCCCCCUCCCCAUCCCUCGGGUCCCGGGAUGGGGGGGCGGUGAGGCAGGCACAGCCCCCCGCCCCCAUGGCCGCCCGUCGGAGCCAGAGGCGGAGGGGGCGCCGGGGGGAGCCGGGCACCGCCCUGCUGGCCCCGCUGGUGCUCAGCCUGGGCCUGGCGCUGGCCUGCCUUGGCCUCCUGCUGGCCGUGGUCAGCCUGGGGAGCUGGGCAACGCUGUCUGCCCAGGUGAGGCCCUCGGCGUACCCCUCGCUGGGCAUGCUAGGGGCAGAAGGUGCAGAGAAGCAGGCGGGGGCCGGGCGGGCGGAGGGCCAGGGCUGGAGGCCGCGGUGUCAGGACAAGGGCAGGAUGACGCUGCCUCCCUCCCGGCAGGAGCCUUCUCUGGAGGAGCUGACAGCGGAGGAGCACCGGCAGGGCCCUGAACUGAAUCCCCAGACAGAGGGAAGCCAGGAUGUGGUGCCUUUCUUGGAAGGACGAGUCCGGCCUCGGAGAAGUGCUCCUAAGGGCCGGAAGCCGAAGGCUCGCCGAGCCAUUGCAGCCCAUUACGAAGUUCAUCCGAGGCCAGGCCAGGACGGAGCACAGGCAGGUGUGGAUGGGACAGUGAGAGGCUGGGAAGAGGCCACAAUCAACAGCUCCAGCCCGCUCCGCUACGACCGCCAGAUUGGGGAAUUUACAGUGGUCAGGGCUGGCCUCUACUACCUAUACUGUCAGGUGCACUUUGAUGAGGGGAAGGCCGUCUACCUGAAGCUGGACUUGCUCGUCAAUGGUGUGCUGGCCCUCCGCUGCCUGGAGGAGUUCUCAGCCACAGCAGCAAGCUCCCCUGGGCCCCAGCUCCGCCUGUGCCAGGUGUCCGGGCUGGUGCCGCUACGGCCAGGGUCCUCCCUUCGGAUCCGUACCCUCCCCUGGGCUCAUCUUAAGGCUGCUCCCUUCCUUACCUACUUUGGACUCUUUCAAGUUCACUGAGGGUUCCAGCACUCCCAGAUCCCCUAAACUUUAUCCAAACAGCUCCCAAAGCACCAUGACGACCCCUGACGCCACCUCGGAGCUGCUCUUUGCUCUUGUCUUCUCCUCCAGGGGCAGCUGGCUCCUCUUCACGUGUUUUCCCCUCCACAGAAGCAUCGCUGUUCAUUAACAUCCCAUCCCACCUCAACUGCCCACCUCACUAGCCCCCUAAGCCCCACUUAUUCCUGACCCCCAGGCCAUACCCCCAGGCCACUGUGUUUACUGACUGUGCAGCAGGCACUGAGAGGGACUGGACCUGGUAACAGGAAGCCAGAGAGCCUGGGACUGGGCCACAAGUUCCCAAAUGUGAGGGGUAAGAGCCCGCCAGACACGAGCUCCUCCCUGGAUCCCUGUGGAUUUUGAAAAGAUACUAUUUUUAUUAUUAUUGUGACAAAAUGUUAAAUGGAUAUUAAAGAGAAUAAAUAAAAGAGAAUUUCUCUCUUC